Messenger RNA from Eleginops maclovinus (Patagonian blennie), 2332 nucleotides. RefSeq names its product growth differentiation factor 3 (gene gdf3). The transcript is spliced from 2 exons. Gene Ontology annotation, molecular function: growth factor activity; cytokine activity. Bases 22 to 1260 code for a protein of 412 amino acids. The record is from RefSeq and is a predicted model, not a curated record. NCBI's taxonomy places the organism in Eukaryota, Metazoa, Chordata, Actinopteri, Perciformes, Eleginopidae. Gene Ontology annotation, cellular component: extracellular region.
UCUCAUUAACAUAGGCUAAUUAUGCAGCUGCACACCGGGAGGUUUCACAGGUUAAAUCAAACGGCCCUCUCUCUGGGUGCAUCGAUUCAGGUGAGGAAGCAGCAGAGUGAGUCCAACAUGAGGCCAAACAUGACUGUCGUGGUCCUGCUAGCGGUGUGCUUCCUCGGUGUGUGUUCGCUCUCACAUGUGGAGGAGAUGAAGAUCCAGGAGCGGCUCUUCCUCAGCUCUUUGGGGCUCUCUGGGCGGCCUCAGCCGGCGGGGAGCCACCAGUCCCGGCGCAAUGUCCCCUCUGCGGUCUGGAGGAUGUUCCGGAGGUCAGAGAACAUGCAGGCCCGGGAGAGCGACCCCUGCACCGUGUCAGAGUACGGAGUCCGAGGCAACAUCAUCCGAUACGUUCAGGACCAAGGCGGGCUGGUGUCUGGCUGGAGCAGCAGCUGUCAGGCCUGUCUGGAGAAGCAGCUUUACUUCAACAUGUCCGUGCUGCAGCCUGUGGAGCUGCUGUCUCUGGCUCAGCUGGAAAUCAAGUUCCACUGGAAGCCCUUUAGUUCAUCGGAGAUCCUGCAGGGGCCAAGGACCCUCAGUGUAUCUCUGUAUAAAGUGAUUCGAGCCACGCUGAGGGGUGCCAAUCCCCAGGCCAACCGCAAACUCCUGCUUUCCCAGUCAGUCCAGCUGCAGCCUGAGCCCUCCUCCAUCACCUUAGACCUCACCUCCCUGGCAGAAAGCUGGCGCAAACCGGGACGCAACUAUGGUUUGGUUUUGGAGCUCCUGCCUCUCAGCGUAGAUGCAAAAGAACUUCUUCCUUUUCACCCAGGGAACUCCCUUCCUCUGGAAACGGCCUCUGCCCUGCCGUCGAUCCAGGCCUCGCUGGUGGCCGUGUCCCUCAACCCUCACCAGUGUCGCACCAGACAAAGAAGGAGCGCCAUCCACCUCCCAGUGACACCCAGCAAUGUGUGCAAGGCCCGCCGCCUCUACAUAGACUUCAAGGACGUGGGCUGGCAGGACUGGAUCAUCGCUCCGCAGGGCUACAUGGCCAACUACUGCCACGGGGAGUGCCCGUUCCCGCUCAGUGAGAGUCUGAACGGGACUAACCAUGCCAUCCUGCAGACCCUGGUGCACUCCCUGGACCCCAACGGCACCCCCCAGCCCUGCUGUGUCCCGAUCCGCCUCGCCCCAAUCUCCAUGCUGUACUACGACAACAACGACAACGUGGUGCUUCGGCAUUACCAGGACAUGGUGGUGGAUGAGUGUGGGUGUAGAUGAGGUCUGUGGACAUUUAUAAUCAUAAAAUAUCACACCGUUAUUUUUUAAGCUUAUUGGUGCAAAGUUAAAUGUGAGACCUUUUGCUGUUUUGUUUGUUUGAGUUUCAUUGUAAAAUGUUCUUUGUAGUCAAAGAUUUAUAAAGAAUUUUUAAAAUGUAUAUUUGUUUUCCCAGAAAUGUUGACAUGUCCGUUAAUAUGAAGGCUAAUGUUAAUAAAAAUUGCAAUAAAGCCAAGGUGGAGGAUUUACUAAGAAAGACAACUUAUUUUUAAUCACUCAAUAGGGGUUUUAUACUCAACCAUACUUUAGAUCAGGGUCAGAAAAUCAAAUGACCUGGGCGCAACUGUCCAGGUGCUUCUCUCCUAUGGGAGCCCUCAAAGGCGUUGGUGAAAAUCCAGGUUUUUUCAUUCGAGGAUUUUCACCUUGAAAUCCUGUCUGCUUUUUAACAGCAGUUUGGGUGUUGAGUGAUGAUCCUGUGCCUUCUUUACAUUGUGUGUGUUGACUUUAAUGAAAGACGCCUCCAUGUUUGUUUGUUUUUAUCUCUAGGAAGAUUGCCUAUCAUCCAAAUACCUUUUGUAUUUUCAGCCUUAAGUUGAUGGUCUAACAUACUGUUAAUCACAACAGUUUCUAGAUCAGGGUUCAUCUCAAACAUUUCUUUGCUUCUCAACUCCUUUGUCCGUAGCAUACUGCUCAGCUUGUUUUGUGUAUCUCGAGGCUUAAUCUAAAGAUUUAGGCAAUAAUAGACAGAAUAACGACAUUAGAGUCUGAGCUUUUUUAUAACUCGUAUUUGAGGAGCUGAAAACUUGAAUUUUUGUGUUUGGAAAAUGUCACUUGAGCUACUUACUGAUAAAUAAACUACUCAAAUAACCUUAAGAUAAAGAACGUUUUCUGGAACAAAUGCCCACUCCAAAGAACUGUUAAACACUAUUUGCUUUAUACAGUAAGACUAUCACAUGUUUAAUACACUCCUCAUGCAACUGGUUUUUCCUUUGCAGAUUUGGUAGGUUUUGGAAUAUGAUAUUAACGCAUAUUAUGCAUUUUUAUGGAAAAAUAAAAAUCUAUAUUGAAAGAAAUA